AUGCCCAACUCGCCUCCUCGCACGCUCGACGACGUCGCCAGCAGCCUCGCCGUCGGCGACCGCUUGCCAGCAUGGGACGGUGGCUUCUGCAUGUUCCGCGUCGUCGAGGCCCAAACUUGGCCAUGGACACGCGGCAGGGUCGGCAUGAAGACGUCGUUCGACGGCAAUUACGAGCGUCGGGCGUUCUGGUGCCGUCGCGACAACUGCGCGUACGAGCUGUCGGUCGACUGGAAGCUUCGAAACCCGCUUCCGCUCUACGCCAAGGUCGUGUCGUCAAAGUCGGCACACUCGCAGUGUACCGGGCAGAUCUUCGGGCAUGGGCGGCGCUUCUACAACUACGAGGAGUACCUCGCCGACGCCAAGAGAGCCGCGCUCAAGGAGCUCCGCAGGGCGCGCAACAUGUUCGGCUGCCUGGGCCAGGUGCCCGGCCCGCCGAACGUUGUCGCCAUGCGCAAGCACGUCGUGCGGCAGAAGCAGAUCCUCUCGGACGUCAAAUGCUUCUUCCCGCCACACGCGUCGGAAGUUGUCGUCCGCAAGGCCAACAAGAACAAAUGGCUUUUCGAUGCCGGCGACCAUGCUUUUCUCACAGUGUGCGAGGCCGAGGCCGCACGAGCCGCUCGCCAGGCUGCGCCGCCCGUGGACGAGCGCGAGCGCGCAAACGAGCCUCCUGAGGAUGGGCGCAUGUCGGCCGAGGCGGCAGGGGCAGGAGCGGCGAGCGGCGAGGACGAGCCCGGCGGGCCGAGCAGGGAGCGGGACGGGGACGCGGCGUCGCCUGAGCCGCCGAAGAAGCGCAUCAAGCUCGCCCUCCUCGACCCGACCCUUUCGCGACCUCGCUCGGCUCAGCAAGGCUCGGCGGCUCACGUCUCGCCGGCACAAGCCGCCGACGCCGCCGACGCCGCCGACGUCGCUCCUUACACCAUCUCUGCGACUGGCGACGAGCCCGACAAAGCGCCCUCGCCCUCCCCUUCCGCCGCACAGACCUCCUUCACCGCCUCGGCCGACGACGACGCCGCCGCGCGUUCCACCACCCCGAUCGAGACCGAGUCGCACGACCAACCUCGACACGUCGACAAGGGCAAGGGCCGGGCUGUGUCGGAGGAGGAAAUGCAGGACGAGGACGAGGACGAGGGCGAGGAGGAGGUGCAGGGCUCAUCGCCCGAGCCAGGCCGCAUCGCCCUCUCUUCCACGACCGGGCAAGCCGACAUCAACCUCGCCGCCGGUCCCGUCCUCGCCUCGGCAGCAGCAGAGCGAUCCGCCUCGCGCACGCCCACCCGCUCCCAGGCCGAGCGUUCACGGUCGGUGUCGGUGUCGGCAGGAGCGGAGCGGCGGCAGGAGAGCAGGUCGCUCGUCGCUGAGGUCGACGACCAGCUCGAGGUGAUCGACCUUCUCAACGAGGACGACGAGGACGACGACGUCAAGCCCGCCCUCAACCCGGUCAAGCCGUCGCCCUCGGACCCCUCCUCCCUCGCCCACCUCCUCUUCUCCCUCCCCUCUCCCUUCGCCUUCGUCAAGCACCUCGCCCUCUUCCACCACCCGUCGAUCGACCUCACCCUCGCCGACGAGCUCCUCGACAUCGCCUCGUCGCCUGACGACCUCGACGACCUUCUCGGCGAGCUCGUCAAGGACCAGGUUGGGGAGGACGGCGAGGCGCUCAAGGGCAUGCCGCCGACGUGGGCCAAGGCGUUGAGGAGGGCACUGAGGAAGAAGUUGGAGGAGGGUGGGGCGUUCUAGCUCGAGUGCAACGAGAGAUUCAGUGCCUUGG
Rhodotorula graminis WP1 is the source of this 1762-nucleotide messenger RNA. RefSeq lists its product as uncharacterized. Lineage: Eukaryota; Fungi; Basidiomycota; Microbotryomycetes; Sporidiobolales; Sporidiobolaceae. The transcript has 6 exons. The record is from RefSeq and is a predicted model, not a curated record. Bases 1 to 1731 code for a protein of 576 amino acids.